Molecule: messenger RNA, 726 nt
Organism: Penicillium alfredii
Lineage: Eukaryota; Fungi; Ascomycota; Eurotiomycetes; Eurotiales; Aspergillaceae
Exons: 1
Coding region: 1-726 (241 amino acids)
Biological process (GO): phosphatidylcholine biosynthetic process
Source: RefSeq, a predicted model, not a curated record
AUGCCGCCGACUGCGUUGCACUGUAUCGUCCACUUGACCCCGGUUAAGAUGCUCCAGGAACGGUUCCCGGCCGUCUAUGCCAUCAAGUUCAGUAAUCCCGAGGACCCGGAGCAUUACUCGCUCGGUGACAUGAUGAUUUGGGCUACAGUACCAUACAUUGUCUGGCAGCUGUUGUACCACUUCAUGAUCAGCGUGCGCCGAGCCGAUAAGAUCGCGGCAGGGCGUCCGACCAGUUUCACUUGGAUGCGCAAAUCGUACUCCAAAGCGUGGAUUGGCCGUUUUGUCUUGAGCCUUCCUGAAUCCCUGCAAGAGCCAUUCUUCAUGUUGAUCCAAUACUCGUAUGCUCUGUCGACCAUGAUCCCAUGCCCCAUCUGGUUUUGGUACCGAACGGCCAGCGGCGUGUUCAUCACCGCCCUGUUUGUUUGGAGCAUCCACAACGGAGCAACCUACUACAUUGAUGUCUUUGGCAAGCGUUUUCAGAAGGAGAUGGAGCAGCUCAAGCGAGACGUGGCUCGUUGGCAGAGUUCUCCCGAGGCCACCACCAGCCCGCUCAUUCUCCCGGAGAACACCCCCUCCAUUGAGCCACGCAAAGUCCCUUCCCAGCCUGGGAAGCCCUCAAGUAUUGACCGCAUUCCGCCCUUGGAUGCUGGCGAGGCUUCGUCGUCGGGUGUCAACACUGGUCAAUCCGGUGAACCGGUGGCCCGUGAGAGAAAUGAGAAAAAUUAG